This is a messenger RNA of Ostrea edulis (European flat oyster), 6592 nucleotides long. Its product is annotated as zinc finger protein basonuclin-2-like. Gene Ontology annotation, biological process: regulation of DNA-templated transcription. NCBI's taxonomy places the organism in Eukaryota, Metazoa, Mollusca, Bivalvia, Ostreida, Ostreidae. The transcript is spliced from 8 exons. Gene Ontology annotation, cellular component: nucleus. Bases 1257 to 4112 code for a protein of 951 amino acids. The record is from RefSeq and is a predicted model, not a curated record.
UAUCGUUAGACGUAAAGAUUGGCGCCAUGUGUAAGAAAAUCAGCUGGCAGGCCACAAUGGGAGAUAGGACGUUAAGAACCUGUUCGGCAAAAGUAUUAUAUAUCAGGCAAGAAGAAAAUGACAUUGGUGUUAACAUGGUGGAUACAGAAUUGGAACACUCCACAAAGAAAUUACAGUAGUUUGACAAAGAACCUGUGACUCGGCAAAUAAAUUACAAUGGUUUAACAGUCAGAUGCAAUGGUUUGAUGGUCAGAUGGUUUGACGGUCAGUAGAUGGUUUGACGGUCAGUAGAUGUAGAUGGUUUGACGGUCAGUAGAUGGUUUGACGGUCAGUAGAUGGUAUAGAUCUUGUAAGAAUGGAACACUCUGUAAAGAACAAGUGAUCAUAAAGAGUCAGUACUAUAAAUGUAGUAUUUUAAUUUUUUUUCUAUUAUAGAAAUAAUUAUGUUAUCUCUGAGAGUACUCAUGAGACAAAUUGUUGUACUGUAUCUAGAGACUGGAAAGAAGGUUUUAUUAUGAAUUUCUGAAUGUAGCCAUAGGCUUUGACAGUAUGUACACUUGUUUAACAUGCAUAAACGUCAAAUAUUCUAUUUCCCAGAGACACCCAUCUAAAACCAUUAUCAAGCCUUUAUUCCAUGCCUUUUAAGUCAAUAGUGUGAUAUCAUUUAUAGAGAAAAAAAAUGUCCUCAAUAUUUUCUGUAUGUCUGCAGCCCAAGUCAAUAUUAUCACUUAAAAGAAUUAUUGAAGUGUUCUAGAGAAUGAAAAGUGGUUGACUUUAAUGAAUGUUUAUACUAAAAUCCGAUAAAUUCCCGCACCAGGUUUGACAGAGUGACAAUGAACCAUGAUAGGGACAUUGAUUGGAUGCUUAUAGAGCAAGUACGACAAUGACAAGCUGGUCUGGGACGAUUCCUGGCCGACAGAUUCCCAGACUCCACAGGGACAUGUCACAGCACCUGGGAGAUGUAGCAAGAGAAGUUUCUCAGAAUUGGUGGACUCUGCAAUCAGUCAAAUUGAUCAUGCACUGAGUUUGGCGACAAGGCACCAGGAGACAAACACACAGACGAUUAUCACAGCUUUGCAUCUUAUUAACGAGUUCUACAAAAGUCGUCUGCUGUGUAACCAUCCCCAGCUCUUCACAGAUAGCCAGUCAGAAAAAAUCUUCACCAAGCGACCAAGAUCAGGGAAGGAACCCAGAGCAUUGUGGGACAUUUUGGACAGUCCUUGCGGAGGACUCUUUGUUAUGGUGUUAGUGAGCAGAUGAUGAAACCUUUGGAGGCAAUCCGCUGCACUUUUCCCAAUUGUACCUGCGAGUGUUUUUCACCUGGCAAAGUUCAGCUUCGUUCCUGUGAUGGUUGUAAACAUGGAUGGGUAGCUCAUGUUUCAAGAUGUCAAAUAUCUGCAAAGUCAAUGUACAUGUGCCCUGUCGAACUUGAGCAGAAGCGGCUGGUAAUUACGUCUCUGGCACACGCUCAGAAGUCAACAGGAAGUACUCUAGAUAAACUUGGACACAGACACAUUUACAACCUUGGAAUGUCAGUGGAGGUGGUGCAACCCAACAUUGUGUUUGACAUAGCCAGUCUGAUGCUGUAUGGGACACAUGCCACGCCCAUCAGACUGAAAAUCCUUCUGGACAGACUCUUUAGUGUUCUUCAACAUGAGGAAGUCCUGCAGGUCCUUCAGGGGUUUGGUUGGACUUAUGAAGACUAUGCGAGGGGUUACAUACUGCAGGUAAAUAACUCUGACUCUAAUGGGCAAGUGUUGGACAAGUGGAGUAUUGCCUCUCGGGAGGAAGAACAUGUUAUUCUACAGCAGUUUUUACGAUUUGGCGAAACAAAAUCCAUUGCCCAAGAAAUCAUCCUCCAAGACAGCAAGGACCAACCAGAUUUGUUUUUUAAAGCUGGAAACCGCUCAGAUUCAGAGAUCAAAAAGUUUAUUGAAAGAAACAAUCACUCUAUGCAAUCCUACAUGAGAUCUCUUGAUUCUCGUCAUUUAUUUGGAUCCAGGAUUCCAUUUGUCCCAAUAGAUGGACGUUUGCUGUCAACAACAUCAUCUUUAUCAAAUUUCUCACCUCCUUCUUCUAGAGAGCUCCGCCCUCCUGUUGUCACUGCUGGAAUGACUUCCUCUAGUCCAAAUUCAGGAUCACCGUUGGGAAGGCUACAAACCAUGCAGCCAUUUGAUUAUCGUCGGGAUCAGGGUAGCCCUGCUCUAAGUCCAGUCGUACCAGACAAACGUUCUGGAUCCUCACCCAGUCUGAGCCCAAGGAAUCUCAGCUCCACCCCUCCUUCUUCGCAGCCUGUAACACCCCCAUUUACGCCUAUAAAAGGAUUAGAGAACCAGGACCACUCUCCUCUGUCCUUGGCGAAGAUUCCGAUGACACUGCCAAUCCUUCCACCAAAAGACAAUCAAGGCAUCAAUGCAAUAGAUUAUUCCACCAGUAAGGACUCGCCUGUCUCACCCAACUCAAUCUUCUCAGACAGAAAGCUCAAACACAUCAGAAAAUCAAACAAUCCUGUCAAGCGACAGUGGAAUCCCUCACCUGGCUUUGGAAGCACUUUUAUCGGACCUAAUGGUAAGAAGCGUGUAUUAUGUACUGCUUGUAACAAAACUUUCUGUGACAAAGGAGCCCUGAAAAUUCACUACAGUGCAGUUCACCUGAAAGAAAUGCACAAAUGCACUGUGGAUGGAUGCAACAUGAUGUUCAGCUCUCGCAGAAGUCGAAAUCGACACAGCGCAAACCCAAAUCCCAAACUACACAUGCCCCAAAAGAGAGUGAAAAUGUCUGAUGGCAACUCCUUGAAUGAUGACUCAGACAAGUCACUGGCAUGCAGUCCCCCACCUACAAUGGUGAUGCCUCCUACCUUGGGACCACAUGGCACAAUUCCACCAAUCGAUGGAAAAGACAUUCAUCCGGCCACACAGGCAGCAUUCUACGCCGAGCUUAAUGCACACUUAUCAAUGUUUCCCACACCAGAAAAACGAUACAAACUUUUUCAUAAUGAUGAAGGGCCAAAAGAUUUCAGCAUGUUGAAUAACAGAGAUUCUAAGUUAGAGUCUGAUGGAGAGAGCAUUUCUGACAAAGAGGAUCGACAGAAAAUGGUGUCACCCACUCAGAGAGCAAGCAGACGAAAAAAUAAUAUUCCUACUCGCUACAAACAACCAACAGAAAAUUUCUCAGAUGACAAUUCAGAUGAAAAGGACUCCUCUAAAGAAAGUAUUACUGAGGGAAGAUAUUAUCAUAGGAGAAGCAAGAUUGCAGAGUCGUUAGAAAGAGAGAGAUCCUCUAGUCCUCAUUCUCAGAGGUACUACCUCAAUCUCUCACUAGCAGAGGUAGAUACUACAGACAAAAAAGAAGACCAAGAUAGUCCCUCACGGAGAGACUUUCCCAAAAUCGCCUCUCUCUUGUCCAAGUCACCUGGAUAUGAUUCUCAGGAGGCAUUAGAUUUCUCUAGGCCAAAGAAAAAAGUUGAAGAAGAGUCAGAAAUGGAAAUUGACUUAAAUAUUUCUGAGGUGAAGGGGUCAGUAUCUGAAGAAGAAUCUGCAGCGAUGGAUGACAAGGAGGGAUCACAUGUAUGUGAUAGAUGUGACAAAAGCUUUUCAAAUGAUGCAUCCCUGCAGUACCACAUCAAGGUUAUGCACAAGAGUAAUAAAAAUGCUAAGCCCACAUCAGAAUUCAGCAGUCGCAAAAGAAAAACAUCCAGACCAGAGGAAGAAUCAGACGACACAGCAGACGAAAGAGAGAGUAAGAGAAGGGAAGAUGAAGAAAAUCACCAACCAGUCAAAUGUACACAGAGCAAUGGGAAUGGGAAGUUACAGGAAGAAGGGGUGGAUGAUGGGAUGGAAGAUGAGGAGGACAGGGACAGCGGAACAGAACUUAAUGAAAUUUGUCUGGAGGAGAAUGAGAUAUCUGUCAACUGCCAUAUCUGUGAGUCCAAGUUCAAGGACAAUUUAGCUCUGAAAGAACACUUUGAAGUGAACCAUCCAAAGGAGAUGUUCAACUGUACAGUAAAAGGGUGCGAAAAAAUCUUCUCCACACGAAAAAGCCGGAAUAGGCACAGUCAAAACGACAAUUUACAUCGACAUUUGUGUUCUGAGAAACAGAACGGAAUAGUUUGAAUCUCAUUAGAAAAUCUACUAAUCACUCUAGUGCUUUAUUUAUUCACUCUCAUUGUUUUGUUGAAUUAUUUUGUAAAUGGUUUAACUUAUUACAACUCACAAGCCAACAAAUUAAAAACAUACUCUUAGAGAACAAACCGCUCAAAGUAAUAAAUAUAUAUUAGCUAUGACUGUGAAGCACAUUUACCGAUUUUGAGAAAAUUUGUGGAAAAGUAUGUAAAAAAUAAAUUAGAAUAUCCUUAGAAUUCAUCAGUUUAGAUAUGGAAAGCAUUUCAAAUUAUGAAGUAUAAUUAUUAUAAGAUCUAUGCAAGUUCCAGAGUAAAACCUUAACACUAAUCCGUUAUUUAUACUGGAUGUACACAUUGUCAGUAUUAUAUACAUAAUUACAUGCAAUACAAUGUAUAUGUUAGAUGUCUCAGUGUUGUUAUGCAAAGUGUUGUGAAGGUUUGGUUUUAUUUAAAUAAAUCUCAGGUAAAAUGCACUUAGCUAAGUUCUAGUGAUACAUCUUUUUUGCAUUAAUGUUAACGGAAAACCUUGUAAAUUUUUUGUUCUAGUGUGAUGAGAAUUUCCCUUAGUUCAUAAGGAAUUUAAGAAAAGAUGGCCAAAUUUUAAGGACAUUUUUUAAAAUUAGAUUUUACAAGGUUUUCUGAUGUUGUUCUGCAUGCAUAAUAUUAACACCAUAUACAUGUACACUCCUGUGGAAAGGGAGGUAAUACAAUAUUAAAUCUCAUAGUUUACAUAUGUUUUUUCCAUUUUCUCCUGUAGAAAAGCAGUGUUUGUAAUGAAGUAUUUUUGUAGUUAUUUUAUUGAAUUAUAAAACUAAAACCCUGAUCACUUAUCGGAUGCAAUGUCUGUACAGGUAGUGAACUUUGUGUAGUUUAUCUGUGUCAGUUGUAGUUCAGCGUGUGCUUUAAUCAGAUAUUCUCACUUCCCACUCCUCUAAAGAGUCACUGUCUCAUUCAAGGUGUGUUGUUUUCCUUUGACAUUUUAACAGCACAAGAGGCAUUUAUUUGAAAGUUUCCAAAAAGGACUAUUUGAUAAAAUUCAUUGACUUCCACUUCUCUCAUUCCUUUCGUCUCAACUUCAAAGUUGAAAAUGAUUGGUUGGUUUUUUUUCUUAGUUACUGACUGAAUUAUCAAAAUUUUGUAUAGGUUUUUUGUGCUGUUUCAUUGCAUUUAAGACAGGUUCUCUUUAUGGAAGAUAUCAAAAGAGAUGUGUUAUACGCACAUUACGUUUUUUGUAGAUCGGCAAAUACACAAAGUAUUAUGUUAUUUUAUAUUAUUAAUAUUAUGCACUUUUAAAACUUUGUAAUUAUGCAAAUAUUUGUUUUUGUUAUGACAAGAAUCUAGUCAAUUUUAUAUUAUUUGAGCACAUUUUGUAUUGAUUUUGUCAAUAUUCAAGUCCUGCCAAUUCAGCGUUGCCAAAAUCUGUAUAUUGUGUUGAAACACUUAGGUAGUGUUGACUGUGAUAAUACUGCUGACUAACCUACUCACCUCAGUCCCAGAACCUAAUCCGAGUUUAUCCCCAGUCCCGCUCCAGAACACAGCCCAAGUUUAUCCCCAGUCCCACUCCAGAACACAGCCCGAGUUUAUCCCCAGUCCCGCUCCAGAACAGAGCCCGAGUUUAUCCCCAGUCCCGCUCCAGAACACAGCCCGAGUUUAUCCCCAGUCCCGCUCCAGAACACAACCCGAGUUUAUCCUCAGUCUCUCUCCAGAACACAGUCCGAGUUUAUCCCCAGUCCCACUCCAGAACACAGUUGGAGUUUAUCCUCAGUCCCACUCCGGAACACAACCUGAGUUUAUCCUCAGUCCCACUCCGGAACACAGCCUGAGUUUAUCCUCAGUCCCGCUCCGGAACACAGCUCGAGUUUAUCCUCAGUCCCACUCCGGAACACAACCCCUCCUGUAGCCCACCACUCUGAUACUUGUAUAAGUAGAAAAGAUCUCAAUUAGCUUCUGCAAUUACCUAUCUUGUACAAAAUAAAACUGAUAACAUUAACUGAUGCUCUCAAUUAUUAUUAUGUAUUCUGAAGCACAGUCAAUUGUAACAUCUCUGAGUAAACAUACUUUGUGUGUUUUGUGGCUAAAAGAAAAUUUCAUUACAUGUAUUAACAUAAUUUUGCUUAAACUGUGUUCAAUAUAAACAUAUUCAACUUUGUAUAAUUACAUUGCAAGAUGUACCUGUGUCAAUUGAUGAGAGAGGGAUGUCUUGUAUUGGUUCACAAUUGCUGGUAGUUUAACGAUUUUCAAUAGGGAAAACAUCACUUUUGCCUAAUAUGGUUGUAUCUUUAGUAUGUGUUACAUAGGGCACGUCACCAUAACAUUGGUUUCAUUCAUAGGUGUUCACGUUUUCAGUAUUGGGUAGACAUGUUAUUUGUGCAAUAGGCGAAAAACAAUGAAGUUGUUAUCAUUUUAUGCAUAAUUUAUACAGACCACUUUUUUGUAUCAGUAUUAGGUUUAGAAUAAAGUUCUUGUAUACAA